CACCAACGUCGCCCAGCGAGUUCACUGUCGAGCGCAUCGACAAGAGCCGUCUACCGCCAUGACAGCGACGAUACAGCGUCCCCUAAGGGGCUCACGAAUCUCCACUUUCUACCCUGUCAAAAACCUCCCGUCACUGUCUUCGCUGGACAGCGCGUUCCAACUGCAAGAGUACAUUUCUCUGCUGAUUCGACUCAAUGUACACGACGUCGAGGCUAUCACUUCUCUCCCUGGCUCUACGGGCUCCAAAGAGUCUUUGAAUGAGGCGGACAAAAAGGAGGCGGCGGACGGGGACAAGGGGGUGUCGGUUGACCAAUGGUGCUGGGUGUAUGAGCAGCUCAGACGUCUGGCACAGGACCUGACGCAUCCCCUGAUCACAACGCUGCAGCAAGAAUGCACGCGCGCGACAUGUCCAGAGAUGAAAGCCGGGGAAUGGCUUUACCUGUGCGUUGCACACGGCAAUGAGGGAUCUAUGGAGCAAUGCUGCGCUGUGGAUUAUAUCCUGCACACUCUCGAUAGCGCAACCGCGCUCUUGAAUUCACCUAGAGCCUUCCCUUCUCGAAUUCAAAUACCAGAAAGCUCACAACGACACUUUGCUUCUCUCGCCCGUCGUCUCGGCCGUAUCUUUGCGCACGCCUACUUCCACCACCGCGAAGCCUUUGAACAAGCUGAAGCUGAAUCAUCCCUCUACGCCCGUUUCCUCGCGCUCACAUCCAAAUUCGACCUCGUCCCUCCCGAGUUCCUGCCUAUCCCCCCUGAGGCCUUCUACGACCAAAGCGAGCUCUCGAGGAACGCGCCCCCGCCCAAACUCGGAGCUGCCAACCCCGAUCCUCAACACCCCAAUGGAGCUGCGAACACCGAGGCGGAGCGCCAGCACACUCAACAACAGCAAUUGCAAGACAUCCUCCAGCAUCCUGCUCCCCCUACUCAUGAUUUGGAGGUUCCAAGAAAUGCAACGAGUCCCCCUGGACUCAUUCCCGAGGCUAUCACCAGUCGUCCAGGCCGGAGUCGUACAGAUACCAUGGUCUUCUCCGAAGCUGCGGCCAAUAGCUUUGCUCAGCAAUACGCUCGCUCAGAGGGUGAACCAGCCGAACUUGCGUUGGGAGAAAGCGAUGUCACCGACGCUCAACGUGCUUCGGAGAAUGCGGAACCUGAGACGGCCGCCCCAGUGUCAGAAGAGCCUCCACAGGAGCCUGCUGUUGUCGACCUCACUGAAGCAGAACCUGAGGUCCCUGUGCAGGAGGAGUCCAAAGCGGUCGAAAGUGAAGCCCCACCAACGGACGAAGCGCCCGCCAAAAGCGACGAAACGCCUGUAGAAGACGUCCCGAAAGAUACUAUCGAGUUGCUCGAUGAAGCUGAGGCUAAAGAACAGCCAUCAGAGCCUGCGCCCUCUGAAUCAGAAGCUGCCUCUGAAACUACCGUUUCGAAGGUUGAGGCUUCCCCUGAGCCAGCUGAGGCACCCGUUGAGCCACCAGCGCCGAGCGAGGAUUCGGCACCGCCGCCUGCAGCUGAGACUGCGGAUUCGUCGGUCAAGGAGGAAGAGAAGAAGGAAGACGCCGAGUCGUCGGGGACCGAGACCCCUGCUGAAGCCGACGCGAUUGAGAAAAAAGCUGAACCUGAUGUCGAAGGCGACAAGGACGCGCAGGCUUCGAAUUCGUCACCGGAGGUGCCCAAGGAGGGUAGCAAGGAGGACUCCAGUUCAUGA
Coprinopsis cinerea okayama7#130 is the source of this 1702-nucleotide messenger RNA. Its product is annotated as mps one binder kinase activator-like 4. The transcript is spliced from 5 exons. Bases 59 to 1702 code for a protein of 547 amino acids. Gene Ontology annotation, cellular component: cytoplasm. The record is from RefSeq and is a predicted model, not a curated record. Lineage: Eukaryota; Fungi; Basidiomycota; Agaricomycetes; Agaricales; Psathyrellaceae.